Alnus glutinosa is the source of this 1732-nucleotide messenger RNA. Its product is annotated as protein CLT2, chloroplastic. Bases 38 to 1297 code for a protein of 419 amino acids. Lineage: Eukaryota; Viridiplantae; Streptophyta; Magnoliopsida; Fagales; Betulaceae. The record is from RefSeq and is a predicted model, not a curated record. The transcript is spliced from 10 exons.
CUUAUUUUUUACUCUGCAGAAUCCUUCUGUCGCGCUCAUGGGAUUCUCUUACACGUCGUCGUUUCGCUCCUCUCCCCUACACUCCCCAUCUCAUCGACCUCAUAACAGUAGCACCCUCCAUGGCCCAACAACCUUCCGCUGCCGUCCCGCCGCAAUGCCUAAUUCCCCUCGAAACCCGAACGUCUUCCGUCGCCAACUCCCCCCAAACCCACCGUUUCCUCACAUUCCCAAACGCACCCACCUUUCUCUCAGAGUCCACGCAUCAAACAGCUCGAGUUCAAAUCUAAUCGUCACCUCCGCAGUUACCGCAACGCUAGCCGUCGCCAACCGCGUGCUCUACAAGCUCGCUCUCGUUCCCAUGAAGGACUACCCCUUCUUUCUAGCUCAGCUCACAACUUUCGGGUAUGCGGCUAUAUAUUUUUCGAUAUUGUAUGUGCGAUAUCGUGCGGGGAUUGUGACCGAUGAAAUGCUUGCUGUUCCCAAAUGGCGGUUUUUGGCAAUUGGUAUUUUAGAAGCUCUUGGCGUCGCUACUGGGAUGUCUGCUGGAGCCAUGCUUCCUGGACCAGCCAUACCGAUACUGAGUCAGACAUUUUUGGUGUGGCAGCUGGCUUUUUCUACUUUUCUCUUGGGGAGAAGUUACUCAUUUAAUCAAAUUGCUGGCUGCUUACUUUUAGCUACCGGUGUGGUGGUGGCUGUUGCCAGUGGGUCUAAUGCCGGUCAGAUGCUAUCUGGAGUUGAGUUUGUAUGGCCAGCACUAAUGAUAGCUUCAAGUGCUUUUCAAGCUGGUGCAUCGAUUAUCAAGGAAUAUGUUUUCAUUGACGCUGAAGCCCGCCUGGAUGGAAAGUCGCUUGACAUAUUUGUGGUCAAUUCCUUGGGAUCUGGAUACCAGGCUCUUUUUCUGCUUCUCUUUUUACCUUUCCUGUCAAAGGUGAAGGACAUACCAUUUUACCAACUACCUUCUUAUCUGGAAAGUGGUGCUGGUUGCUUUCUUAAUUUCGGAGCCAAUCCACCUGGUUGUGCUGGGGCUCCGUUGCUUCCACUGCUUUAUAUAGCUACCAAUUUAGCUUUCAACAUCUUCUUGCUAAAUGUAGUAAAAAUUUCUUCUGCAGUUGUUGCUUCUCUUACUGUAAUGUUAUCAGUGCCAAUUUCAAUUUAUAUUCUUUCCCUCCCAUUGCCAUAUCUUCCAGAGGCCACAAGCUUGAGUCCCUUUUUUCUCUUGGGCAGUGUGAUUCUUGUAUCAGGUCUUAUUCUGUACAACAUACCCCAGCCUACCAAGCAGGGCUCUGACGAUUGUUGACUUUACAAUUAUGAAGUUUCACAUCUUUAAUUCAAAACUUUUUAUCCGACUGUACAUAUUGCAACGCCAAUCGUUUGUUGAACCCUUUCCAGAGCAAAAUGCUUCCCUUUCUGUUCCAAUGACGAAGGACAAAAAAUCAGACUCCCAUCCUCAGAGACCUCUGUUUCUCUUCUGUUGGCUAAUGGAAACUUCAGCAUUAAGGUAGUAUCUGCUCUUUUAAUGAAGAUCACAUUGACUAUUUAUUUCCGUUAGGUGAGAUUGGAAUGUAAUUGUCAGGCUUUGGGUCAAUAUAAAAGGCUGGAACUGCAGAUGGUAUAUGAAUUUCAAAUGUUUUUUGUCUUGUUUUUGUUGUUAAAAGAUGCAUUUGUAUACCCCUUGCACCUAUAACAAUUCCACUUCAUUGACAUGGUAGUUUGAAAUGACAUCUUUCUCCCA